CCUGGAGCAAGUUAGCACGGAGGGGCGAGGGUGGAGCGCCCUCACUCUCCCCUUACACACCUACUACUACUACUACUACAGACCCUUGUGGAUGUGUACUUUUACCAGCCAAGAGCGUACUGGUUUUGUUCAACAUUUAGAGAAUACUUACUUGAAAACUCUCAAUAAUUAAACUGGAUAUCGGACGAUAUUUUGAUCCAUUGAUGUACGCGGAGUAGUGGUGACUUGUUGACUGGAGGGCUGGUGCACACGGGCUCUCGCUCACUCGCCGUCAGCCAGGUUGUCGCCAUCACAUGUCGCCCGACACACACACACAAACCCAUCCACCCACUUCGCUCAUGUCAACACUACCAUUAUUAAGUGAUUUGGGGAAGCUGUACAAUCCUCUUCGUGGCGGGAACAUUAUGCCUAAGAGAGUUGUCUUGAAAUGAAGAUGAACAAACGCCCGUAGUAACAAGUAGUGUCGAGAGCGGUGGAUUUAUUAAACUUAUGUUAAAGCUGGUGUGAACAGUUUGUGUUGCCGUGUGCAGGUGUGUCUAAGAGAAACAAUAGUGGCGGGUCUGUCUUUUCGGAACUAGUGCCAACACGUGGUACUGCCAGUGUUUGUACAGUAAUCAUUACCAUCACAAACUACUACUACUCCUACGCAGAUAUUUGUUGUUAAUUCUCAUGACGGGAAGGAUGUAUGAUGUAAUGAUUAGUAAUGAGUGCAAUGCCCGACCCACUCAUGGUGAUACUGAGUGAGGUGUUAACGUUAGUGCAAGUGUUAAUGGUGGUAGUAGCGAGUGAGCGGCCUGGUGUGAUGUGCGCCCCCACCACCUGAACGCUACACCCAUUGAGAGCUUAUCGACCAUCAGCCACCUUUACUAGGAGGCAACAGAGAGAUGAGGAGCAGCGUGGCUAGGACCUGGUGACACGCCCUGGCGCACCAUGCCGCCUCUUACCUGGAUGAUCACUGUCAGCCUCAACGUAGGAUCUGAUUGACUACCCAGACGUGCAGUUGAUGCGUCCUGGGCAGCGGGUGUCGUGUAACGCCAUGAACUUAGAGAAGCUAUUGGCUCUGGAGCAGGAUGAGAUCACCAUCAGGCCGGUGGGUCGGGGAGCGCCUCCCCCUCCACCUGGCCACCACCACCACCAGUAUGACCCUGAGCAUCACCAUCACCACCAUGUCCCGCACCACCACCACUCCCACCAUGAUACCUACCUGCCCGACCUGGUAGGUAGCGCUAUCCUGCGAGGUGCUAGGAGUCGCGGAAGUGUGGGCUCCUCUGUGCGUGACGGAUCUGACACCUCCAGCGCCUAUUCUGGCUCCGACACCAUGUGCCACUCGCUGCAAUCCUCCCUCGAGCCUGAUGACGUUGACUUGUCAGGCUUGACAGAAAGUGCCGUAGAUUCUGACGAAGAGGACUUGGCUGAAAGCAUUGAGAGUUUAGCUGUGCGUGAUGCGGUGCGGGAGUGCCUGGAGAAGGAUCCUAGUGAACGCACCGAGGACGACAUAAAAGUACUGUUGGAAUUUACACAGCGACUACGAGCCUUCUCCAACAUGACUCUGGCAGUGAGGAAAGCUAUGUGUUCCGCCAUGGUUUUUGCAGUAGUUGAGGAAGCUGGUACAGUUCUCAUGAAUCAUGGUGAGGAGUUGGACUCAUGGAGUGUGAUCAUCAAUGGUCAUGUUGAAGUAACUCAGCUUGAUGGCUCUGUUCAUGAGCUUCAUUUAGGAGACAGUCUUGUCAAGAGACAAAAUGUGAUCACCAAAAAUUCCUUCUCUUCUGCCAGCUUUGGCAUCACUCCAACGAUGGAGAAACUGUACCACCAGGGUAUCAUGCGCUCCAAAGUGGAUGAUUGCCAGUUUGUCUGCAUCCGUCAGACUGACUACUAUCGCAUACUGCACCAGUCGGAAGAAAACAUUCGUCGUAUUGAAGAAAAUGGAGUACUGGUUUUGAUAACUGAACAGAGACCAAUAGAUGCAGGCAACAGGAAAGGAAAUAUUGUCAUCAAGGGUACAGCUGAGAGACUCAUGCAACAACUAGUGGAGGUGGAGAAUAAUGUAGACCCAACUUAUGUGGAGGACUUCCUACUUACCCACAGAACAUUUAUUGUAACUCCACUCACAGUUGCCAACAAGUUGUUACAUUGGUUUGAAGAACCAUCCCUACGAGAUAGAGUGACUCGGGUAGUGUUGCUGUGGGUCAACAAUCACUUCACUGACUUUGAGAUGGACCCGGUCAUGAUGAAUUUCUUGGAACAAUUCGAAGAAGGUUUGGAGAGAGAAAAGAUGGCUGGCCAGCUUCGUCUAUUAGACUUUGCUUGCGCCACAAAGGCCCAAGCAAGAACUGUGACUCUGACAAGACCUAGUAGGGACGAAAUCCUUCAAUUUUCCAUUUUAGGAGGAUAUGAAAGAGGAUAUGGUAUAUUUAUAUCCAUGGUUGAGAAAGGGAGCAAGGCAGAAGAUGUUGGUUUGAAGCGUGGUGACCAGAUCUUGGAAGUUAAUGGACAGAGCUUUGAUCACAUGAAUCAUGCAAAGGCUCUUGAAAUUCUUCGACAAACCUGUCAUUUAUCUAUUACUGUGAAGAGCAAUUUAUUAGCAUUUAAAGAAAUGCUCAUGACACCAGACAACUCUCCAAGACCAAGGUCAAGGAGGACCUCAGAUGCACGCGGCCUCAGUGACAAUAAUCAGUUGCCACUUAAUGCCACCUUUGCUUCCACCAUGAAUAUACCUUAUGAUCCUAAUCAACAGUCUCCUAGGGAUAAAGGCAAAAUUGGUAACAAUAAUAAGGGAUCCUCCAUGACCACAAAAGCCAACAAAUUCAAGAAGAAAGUCAUCGAGUCUCUCAUGCCAAGGAACAAUGCAUUUGAUCAAGACUCACAAGCUAACAGCGAUGAUAGUGUAUCUUCACACUCGAGUGUGGGUGGGGGACUGUACCACAGUCACAGCAACCCUGAUCUUAGCACAACAGGUGCAUUUGAUGAUGUUAGAGCCGAGUUCCCAGAGCAUGUGCUAAAGGUUUAUCGAGCAACAGACCAGUCGGCAAGAUUCCUACCGGUCCACAAGGAGACAACAGCUCGUGAGGUAGUGAUGCUGGCGUUACAAAUCUUCAACAUUAAUGACCCAACUGGUUCAUCCAAUUAUGCUUUGUAUGAGAUCACUGUCACAGAAGAAGGAUUUACCAAACAAAAACGAUUGCAAGACUCUUUACAGAACUUAGCAGAGAGAAUAGGACUGAGCAGCAGGUAUUAUUUGAAGAACAUCACUGUCUCCCAAACACUUUUUCCUGAUGAUAUUGUCAAUGAGUUAGUCAGAGAAUCGACAGUGUAUUUCCUUCAACUCAACUCUGUAGAGCUGGCCAUUCAACUUACUCUCGAGGAUUACACAGUAUUCCGCAAGAUUGAGCCCACAGAAUAUAUUGACUACCUCUUUAAUUUAAAAUCUAAUUAUGGAACCCCUGCUCUGUCUCAGUUUGCUGAGCUUGUGAAUCGAGAAAUGUUUUGGGUGGUGUCGGAAGUUUGCUCGGAACACAAUCUAGUCAAGCGUUCCAAGACUAUUAAGCAGUUUAUUAAAGUUGCAAGGCAAUGCAAAGAGUGUAAAAACUUCAACUCCAUGUUCGCCAUCCUCUCGGGUUUGGGCCACGGUGCAGUUUCAAGACUGAAACAGACUUGGGAACGACUGCCAUCAAAAUAUCAGCGAAUGUACCAAGAAAUGCAAGAGCUAAUGGAUCCCUCAAGGAACAUGAGCAAAUAUCGUAACUUAGUUCAGAAUGAAAAUAUACAGUCGCCAAUUAUUCCAUUCUACCCAGUAGUUGCAAGGGACUUAACCUUCACUCACGAGGGUAAUGAUGAUAAGAUUGAGGGCCUCAUCAAUUUUGAAAAACUCAGAAUGAUCUCUAGAUACAUUCGAGAUCUUCAGAACAUGUGUUCUGCUCCUUAUGACUUGUUUACUAUCCAGGAUGCUGGAGGACAGCCUCCAAGUUCGGCAUUAAUCUCACUUAACCAGAUGGCUGGUGGGGGACACCAGAUUGCUACAGUCAAGAGACGUAAGAAGUCUACUGCUGCUCCUGAUAAGAAGAAGAUGUAUGAAGAGGCUCAAAUGGUUCGACGAGUGAAGGCUUACUUAUCUCGCAUGAAUAUAAUUACGGAUGAAGAACGGCUCCGCAACAUGUCAUAUGAGUGUGAGGCUGGCUCAGAAGGCCACAAACCAACUGGUGGAACGGUUGGUCACAGCAAUAACAACAACAGUGGGUCUAACAGUGCUCCACCAACUAAUCCUCCACCUAGAAGGCGUCCUAAUUCACCCACACCAUCUACUACUUCUUCAACAUCAUCAACAUCCCAGACAUCUGAUGGAAAGAAACAGACAGCAAAAUUUGGAGCUACAUCUCCCCAGUCCAUAAGCAAGAUGAAGGCCCUGGCAGAGCCCAAGACGAAGCCUCAUCACGGCCCACGACCCACCACAACCCACCAUUCACUCUCUCCCACCCCUUCCCCUGGCCCUCCCCGCAGGGGAGCCCUGACCAACAAUAAUUCUCGCUCUACUCAUGAGCGUUCCCAUUCUGACACCCAUGCAGUUCCUGUGGACCUUAGUGCAGAGUCUUCCUCUGUCACCUCCCUAUCCAAACUCCACAAAUCCCACACCUCAGGUUCAAUGACAUCAACUGAAUGUCAUGUUGGCCUGGGUGAAUCUGAUUCUGGCAUUUCUACCCAUUUUGACGGUCACUCCUCCUCCUCGCUGGAAGUUGGGGGAGUUGUAGGCUACGAGUGUCUCUAUCAUCAUCACUCUUCUCCUCCAGCCCACCAUCGACGAUACUCACACCAACCAGAAUCUCGGUCGCGGCCCCCUUUCCCGCAUGCAGUGGCCGUACUGCCACCUGUCCCAGCAGCAGUCUCAACAGGUAUGUGUAUGGGUAGUGCACGUAUUCGUCGUGGAGCCCCAGGUGUUCCUCCAGACUAUGUAGCAACCCAGCUCAGAAUGAAGAAGAUGGGACGUGCUCUUUCUCAUGACGGUGUUCAAUAUUAUUCUCAGACACACCAUGAUGAUGAAGAAGAGGAUGCUCAAGUUUCUGCUGUGUGAGAGCUAAACCUCUUAGCACUGGGGUGAUGAACCUAGUCCUGCACAGGCUUGGCCUCCAUAAUUGGAAGACAUGAAGUAUUUUCCAUAAACUUUACAAGACUAGCCUUGUAGAGUUUCUUGUAGUUAUCUUUUGCCUUAGUCUAAGGCAUAAAAGUCAACUAAGGAACUCAGAUUUGCUUAUCUUGUGGGAUUGAAAGUUCAGAAGCCAAAGAUAGAUGGUUCCCAUUGGCUGAGAGAGUUGACUUUUGGAUGCUGUGACAUGACUUUGUAAAGGGAAUACAUGUGUGUGUGUGUGUGGCACAAAGACCGCUCGUAUUAUACUGUAGACAAAAUAUAUUUGAUGAUUGUUCUUGAUACUCAGUUGUGAGAUAAGAGUUGCAUCAAACUUGGGAUGAAACAAGAUUUUGAUCCAUUAUGUCAGCUCUCUGGCCGUGGGAUACUUUUGGGGCACAGCUUCAGUAAUUUUUUUUUUAUUGAUAUAAAUACAUGUAGAUCAUGAUUAUAUGUGGAUGUUCUUGUAUAUAUUUAUAUAGAUAGAUAUAUCCAUGUCCAUAUGAUUAGCUCUUAAGCAUAAUGCCUAGGUAUAUGUAAUGAGGUCAGCAAUUUUGAGACUUAAUCAUUUCUUCUGUAUGAGAAAUUUUUAACACUGUAAAUAAAAAAUAUGCCAUAUGGAAGGUAAAUGUAAGACUUGAGAUGUUGACUCCUUAAUGACCAUUAGUGGAUUAGGUUAUCCACAUCCUAAUGUCUGUCCCUCAAUAAGAUAAAGCCAGCCAGCCAUGUUGUCGUCCAAAUCCAACCCAACCCAGGGACCGCUAAUGAUGCUUAAUAGAAGGCAACCAUCCCCUGCCAUGGUGGAUAUAUUCAUUAUCAUUUACUAACUUAUCUCUGCUAUUUAUUUUGAAAUGGCUAAGCAGCAGCUUUGGAGAUAAGAGAUUAGUAUGUUGCUGUUAUGGGUUUCCCUGAUGGUGAUUUGAGUAUAAAUGAGAUAUUUUCAGAGCUCGGUGAUGUAAAUGAUAAGAAUCUUUUAUGGUAAAUUUGCUAUGUCACAUGAUAUGAGAUAUUAAUAUCCCUAAUUGAUAUUUGUAAUUCCUUAAUGAUAGGGAAUUAUUCAUAUUUUUGUGAAUUUCUCCAAUACUUUGAUUAAAUUUUCUUUUUUGCAUUUCAUGAAUGUUUAAUGUUUACUAAAAUAUCCCAGUUAUAUAACUUUGAUGUCAUUAAAAAUCAAGAGAACAUUCAGUGUAAUGUAAUUUUGUUGUAUUUUUUUUCUGACUGAUCAUAAGCUAUGUGUUUUUUUGUGUAAAAUAUAUGUCUGAAAUCUCAUUGUUCAGUGCUGGAUAUUUCACAUGUUAUUUUCUUGACAUGCAGAUCAGUAGAUACUCUUGCUAUAACUUCCAAACCUGCGGCCCUUUCUGGAGGCCUGGAUGAGAAAUGUACAAAUAAAUACACUUCACUUUGUAA
Molecule: messenger RNA, 6520 nt
Organism: Homarus americanus (American lobster)
Lineage: Eukaryota; Metazoa; Arthropoda; Malacostraca; Decapoda; Nephropidae
Gene: PDZ-GEF
Product: rap guanine nucleotide exchange factor 2-like
Exons: 23
Coding region: 1004-5062 (1352 amino acids)
Biological process (GO): Ras protein signal transduction; positive regulation of GTPase activity
Cellular component (GO): apical plasma membrane; plasma membrane
Molecular function (GO): guanyl-nucleotide exchange factor activity; protein binding
Source: RefSeq, a predicted model, not a curated record